This is a messenger RNA of Hyla sarda, 1327 nucleotides long. Its product is annotated as pancreatic secretory granule membrane major glycoprotein GP2-like. Gene Ontology annotation, biological process: neutrophil migration. NCBI's taxonomy places the organism in Eukaryota, Metazoa, Chordata, Amphibia, Anura, Hylidae. Gene Ontology annotation, cellular component: cell surface; apical plasma membrane. The coding region runs from base 11 to 1315 and encodes 434 amino acids. The record is from RefSeq and is a predicted model, not a curated record. The transcript has 9 exons.
GAGAGUGGAGAUGGCGUUGCUGGGUACUUGCUGGUGGUUUGUUGCAGUGUUGGGGUUGAUGGCUUUCGUCACUCCAGAGCAGGUUGAUGUGAAUGAACCUAAAGGGGACGUGCAUAUGUUCUACCUAGACCCAUGGCCCACUGAACAGAGCACAGACCCUGCUACCAUCUCCAGGGUGAGCGCUGCUUGUCCAACCAAUGUGUGUGAGAAUGGAGGAAGAUGCACCAUGUUCAAUGGACAACUUCAUUGUGUGUGUAAACCAGGCUUCAUGGGUGACAGAUGCCAAGAUCUACAGUUGCAGCUGAGCUGUGAUCCUGACAGGAUGACCUUUCAUGUCCUAAAGAGCGCUCUCCAUGAGCUGAACGUGAACUUGUCUGCCUUACACUUGUCCAACCUAGAAUGUAAGCUGCUGGACACAUCUGAGCUGUAUGCCUAUGCCACCCUGACCCAUGAAAACCACACUCUGUGCGGCACUAAGGUCCAGGUGAAUGGCAGCCAUCUGAUCUACACCAAUGAACUGAGCACAAGCAUAGCUAAGGAGAGUCAAGUGGUGCCCAGCGCUAUGAUAUCCAGGUCUCUUGGCAUCCAGAUUGGCUUCUCCUGCAUUUAUCGCUAUGAUAAGGUUGUGUCCCUACCUUUCCCGCUGAUCACUGGUGCUGCAUUGGUGACUUUCGUGGUAAAAGAAGGAGAAUUCAAUGUCACGAUGACUCUCCACCCUACAGAGGAGUACCUAGAGCCGUAUGAUUACCCCCCAGUCAUUCCACUGAAUCGUCAUUUGUAUGUCCAGCUGCACAUUCAUGGUCAUGGCCCUCAGAACUUUUUCACCCUAAAGCUGGAGGAAUGCUGGGCCACCCCGUGGGUUCACCAUGACAGCGCAGUCCGGCAUCUCCUUAUUAGAAAUGGGAUUGCAGACGACUCCACGGUGGACAUUAUUGACUCUGGAAACCAGUCCCUGAGUCGCUUCUCCCUUCAGAUGUUCCGGUUCAUACAGUACCAGGAAGUUUACCUGCAUUGCCGUAUCUGGCUCUGCCAGUACAACAUGACGCACUGUCACCAGCAGCCUAGCACUGGGCGGCAUAAAAGAGACCUGAGUGACCCAUACAGAAAGGUUGUAUCUUGUGGGCCCAUCCAGCUUGUUGGAGGUGUCAGGACCAGCAUGGAAGAACCAGAGUCUGGACUCAACACACUCGUCCUUUCAGGAUCUUUUGCUGCAGGAGUUGUUCUUCUCAUCCUUAGUUCUGUUGGUUUUGCAAAAGCUUUUAAAAAAAUGACCGGACUGAGAAGCACUAAUCUUGCUCAUGUGGAGCGACUCUAAAUAAACACUGAA